AUGGAGGAGGAGGUCAACGACGGUAAGAAGGAAACUGACAAAGGCACUAGCAAAGAUGACGACACUCUCUAUGAUGAAUUAUUUUCUCUCGUUUGUGAGGACAAGGAUAUUGUUAAAAGGGAGACUUAUAAAAUCCUGUUAGGUCUGAUUGACAAUGAGUCAAUGGUGGCAUACAUACAGAACAACGAGAAGAGAUGUUUGAAGAUUUUGAUUUCCGGACUGAAUUCCAAUUACGAGGUGGUUGCUCUCCAAUGUUUGGUGAACUUGUCCGCACACAUCCCCAAGGAACUCAUACAGAGGAACCUCAUCGAAAUUGUGUUCGACAUACUGAGGGACGAAGAGGAGACCGAGGCGAAAAGCCACACGGAACUGUACAUCAUGCUAGUGGCAAACCUGUCCAGGGAAAAGGAAGGAAUAUAUAAAAUUCUGGACCUCCCGGAAGAGAAGUUAAAAGAGGAGAUGGAGGCGGAGGAAAACAGCAAAGAGUUAGCCGUCAGUUACUACCUUAACAAGCUGCUGCACCUUUUCUCCGAGCCAAUCGUCACAGCCACGAUUAACAAGAACAUCACGGACAAGUACUUCUUCAUUGCACACAUUUUAAUUAACGUAUCAUCCGUAAAAGAGUGUGCCCACUUUUUCAAGAGCGUGUUUCUCUUAAACAUGUUGAGCAAGCAGAUGCUCCAACCGGAGCGAUGCGCAGCUGUGCUUCAAUGCGUAAUAAAUCUUUGCAUGAGUGAAGUUCUCCAUCCUUAUGUGCUUGAUGAAGAGUGCUAUUUAAUACCUAGUGUCCUUUCCCUUGUGUACACACGUGAAAAGGAUAGCGAAGAGGACUUUUUAAUGCUCUGCUCGAUUGGCACUCGCGAAAAGGAAACAAACAAAGAUCCAGUGCAUCAGCUCAUUCUGGAUAUGUCAACAGUGCUCACCACCUCCACGGAUAUAAAGAAAAAAGUUAUGAUUCUUCUGCGCAAUUUGUUCUCGCCGGAGCUGACCAGGCAGAGGCUCCGCAGCUAUGGAAUCGAACACGUCCUGAAGAACUGGCUCAAGUACGAGAAGAACACAGGGAUCACGUAA
Messenger RNA from Plasmodium inui San Antonio 1, 1071 nucleotides. RefSeq lists its product as hypothetical. The transcript has 3 exons. The coding region runs from base 1 to 1071 and encodes 356 amino acids. Lineage: Eukaryota; Apicomplexa; Aconoidasida; Haemosporida; Plasmodiidae. The record is from RefSeq and is a predicted model, not a curated record.